AUGAGUGAGAAACAAAUGAAUAAUUUUUUCCAACUUGAAUACUUCGCUCCUACGAGCUACUGGGAAUCAUUCACUCGUACACCAACGAACACACAAUGGAAAUCACUUUCACCAUCUUCUGAACCAGAUUUCAGUUUAUUUGAACCGACGGAUUAUGAACCUGUAUCGAGUAAUCCUGCUGUAGAUAAUAAAGCUCCAUGUACAGUUCUUCGUGAUAUGACACGCAAACAACAAUUCAUUGCAGCAAGGGAAAUACUCAGCGAUUUGCGCCAAAUGAAUGUACCUAUUCGUCAAUCACAAGUAUACACAAUAGCUGCAAUAGAACGUCUUCUUGAUAACGAUAUCGAAGGGGCAACUGCAUGGUUACCACUUAUUCCUCAAAGAGCAUUUCACGCAUCACAUAUAUUACACAUAUUCUUCGCUAAUGAUCCAACCAAUUUAGAUGCACUAGUUCUAUUGGCUCGAAAAUUACCACUUAGUGCAAAUCAAGCAACACAUGUUCUUGCUCAUCUUGUCAGAUUCUCUCAGGAUACACUCAAAGUUGUGAAAUUCCUUGAAGACCAGGAGACAAAAUCGCAAGUAUGGAAUAACCAGCGUGACGUAUUCUUAAAUCAGCUAGCUUUGACGAAAAGGUUCGAUGACUUAGAUAAUGUUCUCAAGAGGUGGUGCACCAAAUAUAGCUCUCCAAGUCAGACGCAGGAAACUCGCAAAAUGUACAUCCCGAGCGCCUUUACUAGCAUUCUCAUACUACAAGAGAGUAUAAAGAAUAAUGCAAAUGAAAGACUAGUACGACAAGCACAAUGGAUAUUGUCAAAUUAUCACUCCGAAGAAGCGAAAAGAAUGGCGCAUGCACCAUCACUCGGACCAAAAUCGGCAUCUAGAGAAAUCGAGGAAAAUCUUUUGGAGGAAAUUUCACAAACACGACCAAAUGAUAAGGUUGUAAAGCGUUUAUUACAGGAGUUAUUCGCUGAUUCGUCUUUCCCUUCGGCUAAGGUGAUAUCAUCUUUGGUGACAUACUAUCAGACGAAGAUACACACAAUAAAGAUAGCUCCUAGAUUAGCUGAGCUGCGAGACUAUCUUCUAAAUCGACAACAUCUCAGACAACGCGCAAAAUCACUGUGGACAUUCUCAAGGAUGAUAAUGCAGUUACAUAAUUCAAUAUAUGCACCAGAUCAUAAGAGAGAUAUGAAAGCUAAGAGAGUAUUGGAGAUAUUUUCUGACGUUUAUCUUCCAAUUGGUAUACCUGAUAAUUUAAUAUCGAAACCAUCAAAUGGAUUUGACAACAUACUUAACACGUAUAAAAGCAAAUCUCAUCCAUUAUUACUGUGGCCGGAUCCAUUUGUUUUGGGUGUAGCAUACACUUCUCUUCUUAUUAUUCAUAAAAAUGAUAAAGUUCUACACAAUAGACUUUGGAGGAACCUUAUUUCACCUGCUACAACUACAUCAAAUGAUUUUAUAUUCACAAUACCACCUUCAAUGCGUCCGGACUCUCUGACAUGUUUGCCAUUUUUACAUAUCUUCUCAACGAAACACAACCCAGAUAGAGUAAGAGAGGCAUUAGAGGAUAUGGCAAACUGUGGCAUUCCAUUCGCAAUGGAGGGCAUUCUCACAUUAUUGCGCGCUUACGCUUCUAGAAAUCGCCUUAACAGUGUACGACAAAUACUGAAUUGGCUGCAGCAUCAAGAAAGCGAAUUUAAUAUACCCCGUUGGGACCCACCUGAAAACGUCUCUGUUGAAGCUCUCAUUCCUCAUUUGGUUGAUGUUUCUCCCCUGAAUUCUCAAACGAGGGCAUUUCUCGAAAGGCUAUUACAAAAGGACGUUGAAAGUGAGAGUGGAGGUGAUUUCAAUUGAUAUGCAGUUAGAAGUGUAAUAUUUGCCUUGU
This is a messenger RNA of Wallemia mellicola CBS 633.66, 1882 nucleotides long. RefSeq lists its product as hypothetical. The transcript is spliced from 3 exons. The coding region runs from base 1 to 1851 and encodes 616 amino acids. Lineage: Eukaryota; Fungi; Basidiomycota; Wallemiomycetes; Wallemiales; Wallemiaceae. The record is from RefSeq and is a predicted model, not a curated record.